UGACCAUUGAGGGGAGACAAAAUUUGAUAUUAUGGAAUUUGUCAGACACGGAUAAGGAGCAAAUACAGUAACGAGCUAAAACCUUAAGUAACGAGACUUUCAACUCGUUUAGCUGAUUUCGUUUGAAGGUAGUCAGGUUUUCUAAAACACAAUAACCUAUUUUUUAUGUCUGUUCCUGCUGCGUAAGGCUGCUCCUCAUACCAGCUCUUUGUGUCGACAUGGUUUGUUUUUGUUGAGGCGAGAGAGAGAGAGAGAGAGAGAGAAAGACAGAGGGAUAGAGAGGCUCUCUCGGCUUUGAGGCUUUCGACGCGCCUGUCAGAAAGUGCCCAAGAGCGUCCAUUUAAGUGCUAAAGUCGUGUCAGGGUGAUAGAAAGUAGAUAUUCGAGCUGAACAGUGUGGUGUUGGAGGAGUUGGAGAGAGAGGAAGGACAUGGGCAAUUGUUUAAAGUCACCUACUUCGGAUGACAUCUCUUUGCUCCACGAGUCGCAGUCAGACAGAGCCAGCUUCGGCGACGGCACUGAUCCGGACCUGGAGCCGCCACCUCCUUACCAGGAGCAGAACCAUGUCCCUGUUUAUCACCCCACCCCGAGUCAAACCCGGUUGGCGACGCAGCUGACCGAGGAAGAGCAAGUGCGCAUCGCGCAGAGGAUCGGCCUCAUUCAGCACCUGCCCAAGGGAGUUUUUGACCCUGGCAGUGAUGGCACUGAGAAAAAGAUACGAGAGUGUGUAAUCUGCAUGCUGGACUUCGUGUAUGGGGAUCCGAUCCGGUUCCUGCCUUGCAUGCACAUCUACCACAUGGAUUGCAUUGAUGACUGGCUGAUGCGCUCCUUCACCUGCCCCUCAUGUAUGGAGCCUGUGGAUGCUGCACUUCUCUCCUCCUAUGAAACCAACUGAACUUAAUCACUUGCACACACACGCGCACAUACACGCACACACCCACACACAUAUACACACACACUGUCUGUUUCUCUCUUUCUCUGUCUUUCUCUCUCUCUCUCUCUCUCUCUCUCACACACACACACACACACACACACACACACACACACACACACACACACACACACACACACACACACACACACAAUAAUUAUCCCACCUUAGGCAGGGGACAGAUGAGAGCUAUUUCUCAUCACACUAUGGGGACAGUAAAGGACCGCUCUCCUGGGUUGUCCUGCUGGACAGGGAAACCUGAAGGAGCCAAACAAAUGAGACUCUUCAACAACAUUCUGACAACCCGGACCAUUCUGCUGUGCCACCUCUUACACUGGAAAGCAGAAAACUUUUUUUUUUCAAACGGAAAGAGAUAGAAGGGGAAAAUGCAAAUUGUGCUUUGUGUUAUCCCACCCCCCCCCUUCCCUAUGUGUAAUGCACUGGGGUGUGACUCUCUCUCUCUCUCUCUUUCUUAUUUUUUUUUCUCUCCUUUUUCCAGUAAGGGCUUGUCAGAAUUUCAGAGUUAAAAAAAAAAUGAAACAUGCUUGCACCUAAAUUACAUAUGAUGAAAUUUGCACUUCUCAGACACCUUUCCCAACAGCGCGCCUUGUUCUACAUGUAGGGGCGUGUACAACUCACUGAACUCAUUCCAUUCAGCUCCCAGCCUCUAGGUUUCCUGUUAAGCGUACUAAAGAUAUCCAAUUGCUGCAGGAUAUGCUUUGGUGGAAGAUGGGAAAUAGAAUGAUUAGGCUGAAAAAAAUCCUUUUCAUCUUUUAGAGGAUAUCAUACAGUGGAGUCUAAUUAUCUUGACUGUGACUCUUUGGGUUUUGGCAAAUGUUUUUGAAGUGAAAUGUAUUAUGAGUUUAAUGUGCAGAUUGUCAUCUAUAAUUUGAGCGGGGUAUAUAUUAUAUGUCCCUUCCAUACUGGGUCACCCUAGUUGGAAUUAUAACCCUUUUUUAUAGCUAGUAGUUUUAGGGGGAAAGGUUACAACCUAAAAAAAAUCAUGCAAUUAGUUUAUUUUAUGGUUUGUAUCGUAGGUGUUUCAGGGCUGCACCUACUAGGUCUACCAUUUAACAUGUUUUAAAUACAGUUCCAAACAAUGGCUAUUUAAACAACGUAAUUAGUUUUUUGGUUGUUUGGAAGGUUUCAUAAUUUUACCAGUACACUACAAGUUUGCUCUUGUGGUUCAAAAUAUGUCCAGUAAGUGGAAACAAUGCCUUCAGAUCGGCAUGCCAGUGAAAGAAAGUAGGGAUAGAGUGGGGAUUGAUUAAAUAGGUGGGAAUUAGUAUAUUAGCUGAGUAUAUUCAUACAUGCUUCUCAUUUCUUAAUUCCUUUUCUUGCUUCUUAGCUCCUCAUUAUGAGAAACUAAGAAAAAAAUGUAAAGAAAGGUAACCUGGAUAGGAGAAAUGUGGAACAAGAUUAUGUGCCUAAUCAGUAAUUACUUAUUUAAAAACUUAAUUGUAAGUUUGCUAACUAAAAUAUAGAGAAUCUAUUAAUGGCAUGCAGCACAGUAAUAUUUGGCUAAGGACCACAUGGAUCAUGUUCCGAAAUUCAAUUUUGAAUUGGUCACUUAAAUAUUGAUAUUUUGGCCUCAACAUGCAGUAUGAUUCCCAUUAUAUGAAUAUGUAAAUGAAUGCUCUAUCCUUUAUCCCUCCUGAGCAAUGUGAUAAAAUAGUAAUGUGCUUUCUGUUGGUUUGUAUUGUAAAUCAAAGCCCCUGCCUUUUAUCAACAUCCAGUGCUGCCACCUUCACAUGAAAAAUAGCUACAAAAAAAAUAUUGAAAAAUGCCUCUACAUUCUAAAAGCAGGCUCCGAUUUGUUACUGUGUGAUACUGGAACCAUUAUGUUUGCCUGCAGUAUGACUGGAAACCCUGUAAAAUUCUAAACAUUUCCUGUCCCUCUGGUAGGCCAAAGAGUUUAUUAAGGCAAGCUGCUAUUUGCCAACAAUUAUAAUUCGGUCUUGGGGACAAAUUAGAUCCUACAGAGGAGUCUACAGAAAUCUAACCAAACGCCAUAAAAUUUAGCUUGCCAUGGGAUGACAACCUGAAAUAUGGCACUAAAGCAGCGUUCAAGCAUCUCAGAGUCAAUUGGUGGAGUGUUCUUGACUGAUCAAAUUAACCAUUCUGUCUGAAUCUCACUGAGCAUCUUAUUAACAAAAAUGAAGGUAAAAGCAUGUUAAAGCUGCAAAUGACUGCGAUAAAGUUUUAUAGAAACUUUGGAAGAAAGAUAACUAGCAUAUUAGUGCUCACUAUGAAUCGCUCACUUCAAUUAUCUUUAAUAGUCGUUAGUAGCUUUGGUCACAUGACAGACCAAACAACUUGAUAUAAUAGGGCUGUAAUAAUCAAGUAUGCUUGAUUCAAUAACGCUGUCUCUGUUCAGUUACUUCCAAGCUGCAUGUCAGGAGCUCUUUGUUAUUUUCUUGCAGUACAGUAAGGCUCGCCAUGUUUUUUUCUUUUGACUAUAUGAGUUGGUUUUAAUCAUGAUACAAUUUGUCUGUUAUCAGAACCAAAUUAUUUAUUUAAAUGUAAGACCAGUGAUGUAGUUAAGUUGUGGGGAUGGGCUGUAGCCCUGUUUUUUUUUGCUAUGAGCAUUAAUAAUCAUUUAAGAAUGAGUUAUAAUUGCUAGGAAUAAUUUUAAAACUGUUGUAUGAAGUUUUUUGUUUGUUAGUCAGUGAUUACUAGGUGCAAUAAUACACUCUGGUGUGCAUUAAAUACAAAAAUAAAUAAAUAACUGUUGGGCCCUUUAUUUAGUGUAAUGCAAACCUUGUAAUUCCUAACUGCUUAAAUCUAUACAAUACAGAAUCUAUACAGAAACCAUGGUGGUAUUAUCACAUGAUAAACUUUGUCACUUUUAUUUGCAGAGUGUCUGUUGUGUUGGUUUUUUUUGUGUGUGCAUCUGACUUCAUGUUAAAUCAUAUAUAUUUUGAAUUUUGUUCUUAUUGUACAUAUAGAUUGUGUUAUGACAGUAAUGUUUAUUUUAAUCGAAUAUUUAACAUUAGAAGGCCAUCAUGAAUUACAUCAAUCGUAUUACUUUUAGAAAAAAACUGUAACUGGGCUUAAAGUGAGUUUGCUAUGUUUCCAUGGCUCUGGCUCAUACAGCAGCAGAAAGCAGUACUUCCUUUGGACUGUGUCUCCAUUUUGACCUCUACUUGUUUAAAGAAAAAAGGAAAAGAAAAAAGAAUAAUAAAGAGGUACAAAUGUUAAAUGAAACCUGAGUGAUAUGGACAUGCAGUGAUGUGAAGAAAAUAAUUUACUCUUUAUCUAAAAUGUCGCUUGAUGUUUAUGUUUGUUCAGGUGAUAACCCUUUCCCUCUCCUCUUCUAUAUUUGAUGCUGAAGCACAAAAAAAAUCCCACAUUUUGUUCUAUUUUUCUAACCUCGCUGAUGUUCGUUCUAUAAAAGAUGGUUAUUGUCAUGCAUAAAGGAAGUGGAACUUGAUUUGAUGUGCUGUUUCUCUGCUCUCGAGAUAGGGGGGUUCUUUGUCUUCUUACCAAAUGCCAUCCCUUAAAUUUCCCCAAACAUUUAAACAAAACUGAAACACAGAUGUGGCUGCUAUUAAAGUUCCAUUUUUUUUU
Messenger RNA from Clarias gariepinus (North African catfish), 4500 nucleotides. RefSeq names its product ring finger protein 11b (gene rnf11b). The transcript is spliced from 3 exons. Bases 430 to 894 code for a protein of 154 amino acids. NCBI's taxonomy places the organism in Eukaryota, Metazoa, Chordata, Actinopteri, Siluriformes, Clariidae. The record is from RefSeq and is a predicted model, not a curated record.